This is a messenger RNA of Acipenser ruthenus (sterlet), 5729 nucleotides long. RefSeq names its product run domain Beclin-1-interacting and cysteine-rich domain-containing protein-like. Gene Ontology annotation, molecular function: phosphatidylinositol phosphate binding. Bases 206 to 3247 code for a protein of 1013 amino acids. Lineage: Eukaryota; Metazoa; Chordata; Actinopteri; Acipenseriformes; Acipenseridae. The transcript has 22 exons. Gene Ontology annotation, cellular component: late endosome; early endosome. The record is from RefSeq and is a predicted model, not a curated record. Gene Ontology annotation, biological process: negative regulation of endocytosis; negative regulation of autophagosome maturation.
UCGUGUUCUCGCACAGCACCCUGGUAGAUGUAGUUUCAAUACGCGUCCGGAAGAAGGAAGUGACUGGUCUGAGUGACCUCAGCGUUGUGGGCGGCUGGUUAAUGCUUGUCAGAUUCAAGACGAGAGAGAGAAGAUUUCGGAGGUGGGAAAAACCCAACAAAAACACGUUCCUAAUAAUGAUUGAUUAAAUAACAACACCGCAGCUAUGAGCGGUUUCACAAAGAAGACGAGCACGGAUUGUUUGCAGCUGGGUUUCCCUCUUGCACCGGGAGACAUGGAUGCAAUGACGGAGGAGAGCGAGACCAGGAGGAGGGAGCACUGGAAGCUGCUGGGCAGUCUGAAGACCACCGUGGAGGGGCUGCUGUCCACCAACAACCCCAACGUGUGGUCUAAGUACGGGGGUCUGGAGCGGCUGUGCAAGGACAUGAACAACAUCCUGAGCCACGGACUGCUGCACGACGAGGUUUACUGCAAGCAGAAGGAUUACUGGCGCUUUGUGUGGUGCGUCCGCUACGUCAGCCCGCAGCUGGCACCGCAUGUCGACCAGUUCAUGAACCUGGAGGAGAGGAGCCCGAGGCCUGGCCUGCAGCCCAGCGAGUGGCACAAGGCAGAGCGCUGGCUUCACCACAGCCUGCAGUUCCACUGCCUGUCUGCACAGCUGCGGCCCCUGCUGCACCAGCGCAGCUACACUCGCAAAUUCUACACAGACUGUGCGUUCCUCCAGAGUGACCCCCACGUGACGGCCAUGUUCCAGUGUCUGGAGGCUGUGGAGCAGAACAACCCCAAGCUGCUGGCUCAGAUCGACACGACCAUGCUGGCCCGCAAGAAGGAGUCCCCUGUGCUGCUGAUGAAGAGUCAGAGUCUGCUGGCCUUGCCGGGGUCUGUGGGCAUCCUCCCCCACAACGGGGUGCAGUGCAGAUACACCACCUCCUACAACAGCCAGCGAGCAGGACAGUGGAGCCCCCUGCCUAGCACAGUAGACGGUCAGUUUGGGAGCCACAUGCAGCGCUCCGGUGCAGCCCAGUCUUGGCUCUGUGCAGACAGAGGAAUCAGUCCACUGCCCCCCGGAUUGCCCAGCGUCUCUGUCACUGAGCCCACCACUCCAGCAGGCAGCGUCCCGGCCACCUACGCCCCCGAGGACUGUCCCGAGGACCCCUGCGGAGAGCUCGAUGACGGGCCGGAGUACCUGGCCAUCGGGAACCUGGGUCGGCGCCGCCGUGCCUCCCACAGCAGCACUGGGAGCAAUGGGAGCGGGAAGGGAGAUACUCCGGCUGUAACCGCACCCUCAUCCCUGAGGUCCGCCCUCCUCAGCCUGCCCCCCCGGCGCUCCAGCUUCUCUGAGGGACAGGGGGCGGAGAGACCGGGCAGGGUAAGGAAGAGCCACGCCCGCUCACACUCCGACACAGGAGUCACACAGGCGCGGGCACCAGGAGGACACCGGGACAUCACUAUUAUAAUUGAGGACCCCAUGGCAGAGUCUCUCCCCGAGGUGCCCAGUGUGAUGGAGUAUGGUGCCUUCUCCACGCACAGCAGCGAGGUCAGCACGCCCAGCUCCCUCUACAUGGAGUCCGAGGGCUCCCAGGUCAGCAGUGUGUCGGACAGCAUGUUCCGCAGGCCCUCGGAGGGACAGUCUCUCAUCAGCUACCUCUCUGAGCAGGACUUUGGCAGCUGUGCUGAUCUGGAGAAGGAGAACGCUCACUUCAGUAUCUCAGAGUCUCUGAUCGCAGCGAUUGAACUGAUGAAGUGUAACCUGCUGAAGCGCGGGGGGCUGGGCUCUGAGGGGGAGGGGGAGGAGGAGAACGACCGUGAGAUCCUGGAGCUCAAACAGAAGAUCCGGCUCCGCAGGCAACAGAUCCGCACCAGCCGUCUGCAGCCUCCCCCGACGCACUCCCACAGCACUUUCACCACCACUGACAGCGGCGGUUCCCAGCACAGCUCCCAGGAGUCCCUGCUUCGCUCAGACUCCAGUUCCAUUGACGAGGUGGAGGAGUAUGAGCUCAAAGAUGGUAAUGAUGGAUCUAACCUGAUUCUAAUGUCCAAGAGCGGACUGUCUUUAUCCAUGGCUUCGUUGUUCUCAGACGCUGAUAUUAAGAGGAGCCUGACCUGCUGCAGUGGCAAGUCCUUGCUCAGCUCGGAGUUCAUCUCUCCCUCCUACCUGCAGUCAAACUCUGCCGAGUCGGUGGCGAUGGGGUUGCUGCGGCAGUUUGAGGGGAUGCAGCUCCCUGCCGCCUCUGAGCUGGACUGGCUGGUCCCCGAGCACGAAGCCCCUCAGAAGCUGCUGCCGAUCCCGGACUCGCUGCCGAUCUCCCCGGAUGACGGCGAGCACGCGGAUAUCUACAAGCUGCGGAUCCGUGUUCGAGGAAAUCUGGAGUGGGCUCCUCCUCGACCACAGAUCAUCUUCAACAUCCACCCCGCGCCCAAGAGGAAGGUAGUGGUGGCCAAGCAGAACUACCGCUGUGCAGGCUGUGGGAUCCGCACAGACCCAGAUUACAUCAAGCGUCUGCGCUACUGCGAGUACCUUGGGAAGUACUUCUGCCAGUGCUGCCACGAGAACUCUCAAUCCGUGGUGCCCAGCCGCGUCCUGCGCAAGUGGGACUUCAGCAAGUACUACCUGAGCAACUUCUCCAGAGACCUGCUGGCCAAGAUCUGGGGUGACCCCCUCUUCAAUGUGCAGGACAUCAACAGCGCCCUCUACAGGAAGGUCAAGGCGCUGGAGCAAGUGCGGCUCCUGAGAAUGCAGCUGGUCCACAUGAAGAACAUGUUCAAGACCUGCCGGCUAGCUAGGGAGUUGCUGGAACAGUUUGACCGGGAGCCGGGUCACCUGACUGAGGACCUGCACCUGUACUCUCUGAGUGACCUGAGCGCCGUGCGCAAGGGGGAGCUGUCCCCCCGCCUGCGAGAACUGGUGCGCCUGGGGGCCGCGCACGUGCACAGCUGCGUGCUGUGCCAGGCAAAGGGCUUUAUCUGCGAGUUCUGUGGGAAUGGCAAGGACAUCCUGUUCCCUUUCGAGCUCAAUAAGUGCCGGCGCUGCGAAGAGUGCAAGGCCUGCUAUCACAAGAACUGCUUCCGCUUGGAGGACUGUCCGAGGUGCAGCCGCCUCGCUGCACGUCGUGAGCAGCUGGCCAGACAGAAUAUGGAGCAGUAUGAGGAGGAGGGGGAGAGCGAGGGGAAUGAGGGGAAUGAGGGCAACGAGGAGCGGGGAGGGGGCUCAGACAGGGACAGGGGGGGCAGUGAAGAGAGAGACUGAGACCCGGAGAACAUGGCUGUCACAGCACCGACCCUACAGAGCCCACCCCCCUCCGUACACUACCCCUCACACAACGCACUGAGCUAUACUAUGAGCACAAGCCUUUAGACUUAGACUUCAGUUUAGACAUGCUGCUUUAAGUGACUUCACUGAAGUCUUCUUGUGCUGCUUUAAUGACUCUUUAGUAAAGAGUUAUGCCACAGACCGUUGAAGCUGCACAUUACUCUGAGAAGCGGUGCUGUUUCUCCCUGAGCACCGGCAGCGGGCUCUGGAUUAUCUCUUCACUCGCAGAUCUCCUUUCCUGUUCAUGCUUCAAACCCAUAUAUAGAAAUCUAUCUCUGUUGCAACAGAGCCUCCUGUUGGGUCUCAGUGAGGGCUGUGUGCACCAGAGUGGGUUGUGCGCCCCCAGAUUGCACAGCAAGGAGAGGGCGGGGUUCAAAUUCAGCUGGACUGGAUGAAACAAACAUUUAAAACACUGACUUUUUUAUUUAUUUAUUUUUUUGGGAGACUUCACAGUGCAGUAGCAGGUCCCCAGACUGUUGUACUGUCCUUCAUUUUCAGGGUUGCAUUUUGUAGAGGCUCUGUGUGCUCUGAUGAAGCAGGAAGAACACGCAGGGUUUGCUGAGAGAACAAGCAAUCACGGAAAGCAGUCCCUCUAUCAGGGGGGCUGGAAACCCAUUUCUCACCCGCAGACACAGAACUACCGUUCCGAGAUGAGUUUCUCAAACAGUCAGGACUGUGCAAGCCAUCGAAACAGUCAGACCCUGCUAAAUCUGCUCUGAAUGGACCAGAUCUGCCCAAAGAGGAGCAGCUUUAUCACGGGCCAAUGCACAUGAUGGACAGCUGGAGAUCCCAGUAAUUCAAUGGACAUGGCAAUAUUUCAAAAGCAUGCAUUGCUCUGUGUGUCUGUAAAACAACCUCUGCAUUCAUCCAAUGAAACCUGCAAUGCAAGCCAGUGGGUUCCUAAUCUUUCUAUGCGCACCAGCUGUCCCAACUUUCAACCCAUCAAAGGAAGACAACCUGACAUCGAAGGGAGGGCCUGCUGUUGAAACCGAAUGGCCAUGGAGCCGUCCUACAAAGUUUUUCUUAUUUAUUUUGGGGGGGGGGGGGGGCUGGGUUACUACUAAGUUACUCUGUGAGGGUUUCUAGUGUUUCUUAGAUGAGAUUUUAUUGCACUGUUAUACCGUUCAUGUAGUAGGCUGUUCUAUAGCCUGUGCUCUCUUAAACAAUGGGCAAUUGCUCAACAAGAACACAUGGUGACUGGAUUGAUGCUGCGAUUUAUACUCUUAUUUUGUUUAUCAUACGGAAAGGCACCUUAUAGAGCUCCUUCUCUUUGCUUGCACAGUAUGAUGGGGUCCUCAUGAAAACAAGACUUUUCAUGCUGUCCCUGUCCGUUAAGAGUGUUUUUUUUUCGUACUCUCUGCAGUCUCUGCUCCAGUGUGAACACGAACGGCAGGGAAUGUGAUUGGAUAGUGAAAGUGCUUUAGUUAAUUCAGUAUUGAUUUUAAACACUGAAUUAAGUUGGGUGAAAAAUACUUUGUCGUAUUCAAAGUUUUUAGCAGCUUUCACAGCUUAUUUUUCUAAUUUCUAUAUAAUUACUAAUAUUGCAUUUCUACUAAAAGUUGUUUGAAUCAGAAGGCCCUGUGUUUUUUUUGUUUUUUAGGGUCUGUUGCUCAGCUGAAGUUGAAACUGGAUCCAUAUUUGCUGAAGUGUCUGCUCUGGCAGAUGGCCAAUCUGCUAUUCAGAGUUUAAACCUUCCCCUUUCCUAAACGAAACCAAGAGGUUCACUUGAUAUGAAAAGCAAGCCUGUAGUAAAGUUCUCCCACAGUUAGAUUGGAGCUCCUGUGAGUCCACCUCUAGAUCCUAGGUCCUGUCGGUACAGAGGGAGAUGCAGCUUCUAGUAAUGUUUUGCACAGUGAAUCUAUAAAAGACCCUGGGGACUCCCUGUGUGGGAGUGCUUAUGUGGUUCAGUGAGUGUGGGAGUGAAGGGGAGUUUUCGCAGUGCAGCUGAGAGUGUUGAACACUGAUGAAGCUGUGUGCGCCGGCUUUGCAAUGAACAUUAAAAUAUAAAAGCAUCCACUGUAGAAGCUGGGCAAGCUGGAAGUCAUGCAAUUCACUUUUUUUAAUAUUUAUUUUUUUUAAAGGCUGAAUGUGUGAAUAUCACUAAAUGUCCUGGAACACGACUACCAACAACCAAACGAGGCUGAAUUGGAGCUCCUGCUCAGUGGACCUGUCUUUCCAGUGAAGCGCAGCCUGUGUGUGUAUAGUACAGAAGCAGUAUUGAACUCAUUUAUAUCAGACUAAUUCUGUUGUGUGUGUCUUUGUGUAUAUGUCCUGUAUUAUUAAUCUGCCUCAAAGUCUUGCUGUAAAUAUGAAUGACACAUUUUAUGGGAUUCUAUUACCAGUUUGGGAUGGAAUAGAACCUGAAACACUGCACUAUCAGAGAACUGUCCCCAAAUAGAAAAACACAAAAUCAACUGAA